Schistocerca cancellata (South American locust) is the source of this 492-nucleotide messenger RNA. RefSeq names its product wiskott-Aldrich syndrome protein homolog. The transcript has 2 exons. NCBI's taxonomy places the organism in Eukaryota, Metazoa, Arthropoda, Insecta, Orthoptera, Acrididae. Bases 1 to 492 code for a protein of 163 amino acids. The record is from RefSeq and is a predicted model, not a curated record.
AUGUGUCUGGUUGGCCUGGUUAGCCAGUUGCAGGGCGGCGCGCUCCCUGCAGGAGCGCCAGUACCUGUGUCGGGAGGCGCGCAGCGAGCUGAGCUGCGGCGUGCGACGGCCGGGCCCCCCUGGCGUCCGCCGACUACUGACGGCGGCGCCCGGGCCCGCGCUUGCAGGCGCCGCCCCUCUGCCAGGGGCGCGGCGGCGUCUGCGCAUGCGCGGGCGUCGCCGCGAGCGCGGGUCGAUGGGGAGCGCUCCGGCCCCCGGCCGCCGCCCACGCCGCGGCGCUGGUCGAUGGUGCUGCGCGACGUGGCUGCGCGCCGCAGCGCGCGCGCCGCCGGCGCCGACGCGCCCCUGCCCCCGCCCCCGCCCCCGCCCCCACCCGCGCCGGCGACCCCGCCCGGUGGUGCGAUCUGUGAGGUGAGCAGCAGCACGCGCGCGCGCGCUCAGCAUCUGUUCCCCGGCCGGGUCUCCCGGGAUGGGCGGCUCCUCCGGCCUUGA